AUGAAGGCCACCCUCUUUACUCUUUCUCUCCUCGGCAGCGCCUUGGGUGUACCGACCAAGACCAUCGAGAACCGACAACUCGGCGAUCUUUCCUCUCUAGGUGGGCCUCGCCGCGCGCAGACACGCAAGGGUAACAGUAGCACCCGACGCACGAACAAGGAACGUACCAGAAACAGCACACCAUCGCCGAGGUUCGAGAUACAAUGUGACCCGCAGCAACCAACGGAGACCGGACGUGCUUUGAUAUCAUCCGAACUACUCCCUGGCUCCUCCAUGGAUCUCACAACUUUCCACCCCUCUGGAGAACACAUAUAUGGGGAGGAGUUACCACCCAUGGACGAUCACAUUCUCCAUGCCUAUAUCAGCUCUUUCACCAAGGAUGAGGAGAUUUUCCUUCAGUCGCAUCCGCUCGCGAAUCACUUUGACAUGUCCUCCGUGCCUUUAACAGCCAACAGUAGCUGCAGGUCACCACUUUGGGUGCAAGGUUCCUCCGGGUCUCAAGACUCCUACGGCGAGGAACGGAAUCACUCUUCUCAAUUCCUGAAUGCCUCUGUGCUCAUGGCUGAAAUUCAUGAGCAAACCGUUUUACUUAAAGACGACUCCCGCAUUCCGAGCCUCGGUGGAGCCGAAGAAAGCCCCGACAAGUAUCCCGUUGGCCCAAUUCUGGGGUUAACGCGAAGACUCGCAGCUGAACUACGACACUCGUGGCGGCCAAAGUUGUCGGUACAACAGCAACUCCGACCCACCUCUUCUCUGUCCACGUCGACAUACCCCGUGUGUCCGGAAAGCAUGGAUAUCUUUAGCAUACCUCGAGGUCAACAAACACCGUCCGAAGUUCUCGAUUCCAAGUCAAGUUCCACAGAGAUGCCGGACUUGGCAACCGAUCUGUUAAUGUUGACCGGUUACGCGUCUCUCACGAAACUAUACGCGAUCGUAUUCAGCCAGAUCCACAAUGUCCUCCAGGGAUUGCCGGAAUCCGUCUCUUCCUCUCGCCAUGCACAGUCUCACGACCUAGGGGAAGCAGAGCUACUACAGCCAGGGGAGCUCUCAGCACCUACUAGUACUUUUGAGGCUUGCAGUAGAGUCUAUACAAUCGUGCAAAUGCUUCUGGAUGAGUUUCAUGCCGUGGAGGAUAUUGUUUCAUUCCCUCAUCGGCAUGACCCGGAGUCCUCACCUUUUGAGAAAGAAAACAAUUCAUUAGAAGAGGCACAGCAGCAGCCGCCGCCGCUCGGGGCGGAUCUCAAAUCCCAUCCAGGCUGGCGGACUCGACAAAUUGAAAUGGUCAGGGCAGGUUUGAAGGAAGACAUGUCUCGCACCUUGAGAUUUGGCAGCCAAAGAGAGUGGAGCAGCGUACUACAGUAUGGCCAUUAUCUGAAGGCAUUGCUUCGUGAAAGGAUGGGCUUAUAG
Aspergillus terreus NIH2624 is the source of this 1407-nucleotide messenger RNA. RefSeq lists its product as uncharacterized. Bases 1 to 1407 code for a protein of 468 amino acids. The transcript is spliced from 3 exons. NCBI's taxonomy places the organism in Eukaryota, Fungi, Ascomycota, Eurotiomycetes, Eurotiales, Aspergillaceae. The record is from RefSeq and is a predicted model, not a curated record.